Messenger RNA from Zygosaccharomyces rouxii, 1833 nucleotides. RefSeq names its product rDNA-binding RNA polymerase I transcriptional factor (gene RRN3). Gene Ontology annotation, molecular function: RNA polymerase I general transcription initiation factor activity; RNA polymerase I core binding. The transcript is spliced from 2 exons. NCBI's taxonomy places the organism in Eukaryota, Fungi, Ascomycota, Saccharomycetes, Saccharomycetales, Saccharomycetaceae. The record is from RefSeq and is a predicted model, not a curated record. Bases 1 to 1833 code for a protein of 610 amino acids. Gene Ontology annotation, biological process: transcription initiation at RNA polymerase I promoter. Gene Ontology annotation, cellular component: nucleus.
AUGAUGGCUUUUGAAAAUAGUGGUAAAAGACCUGGACAAGAUUCCAUGGGUCUCGAGUUAAAAAAGCGUAAAGUUGAGUUUGCUCUACCUGAUGAGACUGAUGAUGAUAAGGAGUUUACUACAGAGAUGUACAGAAGAUUUUUGAAAUCGGCUCUGGGUGAUUUGGAAAAGAAUGACUCCUCACAGUUAGAUAUGGUUACUCAUAGGGUUUCACAACCUGCUAAUAGCGAUAGUAGGAUAAGUACAGAGAACUUAGGAAUUUUACUUGACGUAUUGGCCAAGAACAUCAACAAAAUUGACACAUCCAAGGGGACACCACUGAUACAAUCUAUUAUAAACUUUGAGAAAUGGUGGGAAUUACCACCAUACACUCUAAGUAAAUAUAUAUUAUUCAUUAGAAUUUUGUGUUCAAGCAUACCCAAGUGGUGGCAAGAUGUUUCCAUAUCUCUUAUAUCAGGUUUCCACUUACCCCCAGAAAAGACUGAAAAGCAUCAUUCAAUGUUGAAAUAUUUCUUACAAAUGAUUCCAUCAUCAAUGGGGUAUAUCGACGUUUAUUUGGCCAAAUUUUUCCCCAACAAUAAUGAUACCAGUAAAAAAUUGGUUAAUUACAUCUCAAACAUUUUGACUUUGACAACUUAUUGUAAAGAAUUACAAUUUCAAGCUUGGUCAUUGAUAAUGGAAAAAACAAUUUCAUUAGACGUUGCAUUACAAAAUGAAUUGGAUGAAUUAGAUGAUGAUAUAGACGAUUUUGAAGAGAGUGAAGAAGAAGAGGAAGAAGAUGAUGAUGAGGAAGAAGAAGAAGAUGAUGAAGAGGAAGAAGACGAUGGCGAUAGAAUCAAAAGCGUGCAAGAUGAGGAUGAUGAUAGCGACGAAGAUGAAGAUGCAAUGGAAGGUGAAGAAGAGUACAAUGUGGAAGUGUCACAGAGCAUCAAAGAUCUGUCUACAAAAUUGGAUAAUAUUCUAACAUUGGUUAGUAGUCGUCUUGGAAAAGAUGUUACGCCUCAAAGUUUAAUGACUGGUGAGGGAGUAACUAUUUUCAAUACUUUAACGACACUUUUCAAAUCUCAUGUUUUACCUACUUACUAUACCAAAUCAAUUCAAUACAUUAUGUUCCACAUUUCUCAGCAACAGGCGGAACUAAUGGAUGCGUUUUUAGUAACACUAAUAGACAUAUCGUUUUCACCAACAGAAACGUCGGAGAAAAAGAUUAAAUCAUUACAGUAUUUGGGAUCUUAUAUUGCCCGUGCUAAAAAAUUAUCAAGAACCCAAAUAAUAUUUGUCGCCAGUUAUCUAACAUCUUGGUUGAAUCGAUACGUAUUAGAACGUGAAGAAGAGGUCGAUCAACCAGGUGGUAUGGAAAGAUUUAAACACUUCUACGCUGCAUUCCAAGCAUUAUGUUACAUUUUCUGCUUCAGAUAUCAAAUGUUCAGAGAUCCAGAUGGUAGUUGGGAAUGUGAAUUGGAUAAACUUUUCCCUCGAAUGGUCAUAACAAAAUUCAAUCCACUAAAAUAUUGCAAUGAAAAUGUGAUGCUAAUGUUUGCUCGUAUUGCACAACAUGAGGAUGUGGCAUUCUGCUUCAGUAUUAUUGAGAAUAAUAAUAACGAACGUCUAAGAGGUAUUAUAGGUAGAGGCGAUUCGAAUCAAAAAUCUUCAUCUCAACCUGUAGCAGCAUCGACAUGGUCAUUGGCUACUAGGCAACAGUUUAUAGACCUACAGAGCUAUUUCCCUUAUGAUCCAUUAUUUCUCAAACAUUAUAAACGUAUGAUGAAGGAUUAUUACAUCGAAUGGAGCGAAGCUGGUGGUGAAUACGAAAGUGAUGAAUACGAGGAUUGA